Messenger RNA from Ostreococcus tauri, 846 nucleotides. RefSeq names its product Ankyrin repeat. The coding region runs from base 1 to 846 and encodes 281 amino acids. Gene Ontology annotation, cellular component: cytoplasm; nucleus. NCBI's taxonomy places the organism in Eukaryota, Viridiplantae, Chlorophyta, Mamiellophyceae, Mamiellales, Bathycoccaceae. The transcript has a single exon. The record is from RefSeq and is a predicted model, not a curated record. Gene Ontology annotation, molecular function: protein binding.
AUGUCCGCCCGCGCCUCCGCAACGUCAUUUGCGUUCGCUCGCUCGUUACCACGCGCGCGCGCAUCCACGAACGACGACGUGUCGACGUCAGCGCCGCGCUCUGUCGCUCGCACUGUCGCCAACGACCCAAACCUCUGGCUGGAAAAUUGGUUCGCGUGCGUCAAUGCCGACGCCAUUCGCGUGUUGGCCAAGCUACCGGUGGCGAAGACGCACGCACGGACGCUCGGGUGCGUGGAUGAGGAGCGCGGCGUCUGGAUUCCGGGCGGACGGACGCUCGGCAUGAUCGCUUCAGGACGCGGCGACGCAGAGUUCGUGCGCGAGUUAUUCAACGUCGUCGGAAAGCCGCACUUUGACCUGACAGACGACGACGGACGAGUAGCGAUGCACUAUGCUGCCGCGAAGGGAAGCGUGGAGAUCGUGCGCGCAUUGGUCGACAUCGGAUUAGACGCGGACGCGAGGGACGACGCCGGCGCGACGCCGCUCGUUGAGGCGACGACCCGAGGGAACGUCGAGGUCGUUUCGUACCUCAUGGAUCUCGGGGCGGAUGUGACGGUAAAGACGGGAGAUGGCAUCGCGUUGGAUGGAUACCUCGCGCAGGCCGCGCCGAGGUUCAAUGAUUUACUCCUUCGUGCGCUGAGGAUGAGCGGUCCCGGCGGUUGCGGCAGACUUCGGAGAGGUCAGAAGACGUAUCUCAGAGAUCGCGCGCGACUGAGCGCCAUCUUGAGUUCGCUCUCAGUGGAACAGCUCGUCGAUUUAGCGGUCGAUUGGCGCGCGUCGACGCGAGAUGUUGGUCGCCCGCCGGAGAAGAGAAAACUCGUCGACGCCUUGCUCGCGACGACGCCAUGA